Molecule: messenger RNA, 1903 nt
Organism: Chlamydomonas reinhardtii
Lineage: Eukaryota; Viridiplantae; Chlorophyta; Chlorophyceae; Chlamydomonadales; Chlamydomonadaceae
Exons: 9
Coding region: 245-1444 (399 amino acids)
Biological process (GO): biosynthetic process; conversion of methionyl-tRNA to N-formyl-methionyl-tRNA
Molecular function (GO): methionyl-tRNA formyltransferase activity
Source: RefSeq, a predicted model, not a curated record
CUUACUGUAGCGGUGGAGAGAGCCGCGCGGUGUCUUAAAGCGUCUUGCACAUUCCAACCUUUGGGUCCACCACAGUGCGGAACGACGAGUGGUCGCUGAUUUGAAGAUUGACCACUCCGCACUUAAACAAUUCAUUGCAAGAAGUAACUGCGAUAUCAAGCGGGGCAGAAGUAUCCUUGCAGAACCCAAAUUUCACACACUGCGGUCAAGCCUGGUCCUUCGCGCUGUAAUUCAUUGCUGAAGUAUGCUCGUUGGGAAGCAAUGGCGCCCGUUUACUGCGGCCAGGGCGCCGACGGGUCGGCACGCCGGCCACGGUGCUUGCUCCCGGCGUCUGGUGGUCACAGCACAGGCCUCCGCCAAUGGCGACCGGAAGCAGCGCGUGGUAUUCCUGGGCACCCCUGAUGUUGCUGCGGGUGUGCUGCAGCAGCUGCUGACCGCAUCACAGCAGCCCGGGGCACAGUUCGAGGUGGCCAUGGUGGUCUCUCAGCCGGGCAAGCCGCGCGGCCGAGGCAACCGCGCCGUGGCCCAGCCCUCGCCCGUGGAGGCCCUGGCGCGGGACAGCGGCCUGCUGGCGCCCGAGGCCAUACUGUGCCCGGCGCGGGCCAAGGAGGAGUCCUUCCUGGCGGCGCUGUCGGAGCUGCAGCCCGACCUGGCGGUGACGGCGGCGUACGGCAACAUGCUGCCGCAGCGCUUCCUGGACACGCCCCGCCUCGGCACCCUCAACGUGCACCCCAGCCUGCUGCCGCGCUACCGGGGCGCCGCGCCCGUACAGCGCGCGCUGGAGGACGGUGUCAGGGAGACGGGCGUCAGUGUGGCCUACACGGUGCUGGCCUGUGACGCCGGGCCCGUGCUGGCGCAGCAAAGGGUGGCGGUGGACCCCGACAUCCAGGCGCCCGAGCUGCUGACUCAGCUGUUCGGACUGGGCACGCAGCUGCUGCUGGACCGGCUGCCGGACGUGUGGGCGGGCCGGGGGCAGCAGCUGGCGGUGCCGCAGGAUGAGAGCCAGGUGCUGCACGCCGCCAAGUUGGGCCGGGAGGAGUCGAUGCUGGACUUUGCUCGCGACAGUGCCGAGGUCACGCACAACCGGGUGCGGGGCUUCGCUGGCUGGCCCGGCACCAGCGCGCGCUUCGAGGUCACGGAUGAGGCGUCAGGUGCAUCAGAGGUGAUUGAGGUCAAGAUCCUGCGCACGCGGCUGCCCAGUCAGUCCCGCGGCGGCGCCGACAGCAGCGCCCCGGGGGCGGCGGGUGCCGCCAUCGUGUUUGAGGGUGACGCCAUGCUGGUGCCGUGUGCGUGCGGGGGGGUCCUGGAGGUGCUGCAGGUGCAGCCUCCCACUAAGAAGGCCAUGGCAGCCAAGGACUGGAAGAACGGCCUGCGUGGCAAGCGGCUGGCGCUGCCGGCCGAGCAGUCGCAGGUGCAGACGCAGCAGGCUGUGGCGGCGGCUUAGUGCUUCGGCUACUGGAGUACUGGAUGGGUAGCCGUUGCAGUAAGGAGGAGGUGGAGUGGGGAGUGGUUUGGUGGCGGAUUUGGUGGAUCGGGCUGGAUGCAGUGGAGGGAUGCGGACUGCCAUGGGGGCCGCAGGUUAGCAGUGCGCAAAUUUUGAUAUCAAUGCGCGGCUUCGGUGGGGUAUGACCGCACGUGCGGAGAAUGCGGGAGAGGCGAUGGGAGCCUGGAAGGUUUAGAAGGUUGCCGCGCGACAUGGAAGAUGGGACGGAACAACCGUUGAUUUUGGGACAAACUCGGGCUCGUGAAGUAAGUGUAAUUAGUCAAAGUUACGUUCUUUAGCUUACUGCGAUCGCUUAUGAUAAAGACCUUCGCACUUUGCGGUCGAAAUCUUCUGUUCGUGAUGCGUGCUGGAAAGCAGCAUAUAUGAACGUUAGUCGUCCCCUUAACAUGCUACCAUCUG